This is a messenger RNA of Cucumis melo (muskmelon), 1532 nucleotides long. RefSeq lists its product as uncharacterized. The record is from RefSeq and is a predicted model, not a curated record. Bases 183 to 1475 code for a protein of 430 amino acids. The transcript is spliced from 4 exons. Lineage: Eukaryota; Viridiplantae; Streptophyta; Magnoliopsida; Cucurbitales; Cucurbitaceae.
AAGAAUAGCAGCCUAUUCGAGUUUAAGAUACGCUGCUUCCGUUACCACACGCUUAAACCCUCCUCUAAUGGUAGAAGAAUUUGCAAAGGCCGAUGAAGCUCCCCGAGGUUUAUAACUCCAAGCUUCGGCUAUGGAUUCUUCGAUCCUUCCUCAUUCUAGGCUUUGCAUUCUUCGCCUGAGUCAUGUGGCGCUGUGCCGCCGGAUUGGUGCGAGGUUUCGGCGUUCGGCGGUUUUCAGAUGGCACUCGCCGUCGUAUCGAGGACGAGGGAGACUGGUUCUACGCCUCAGAAUGGUGGGGGAACGAUCACGACAGUGACGCCCACACUGUUUUCCGUUCGAUAUCUGAAAAGGGUAACGGCGUCGUCUCCGUUCUCACAUACCCUUCCUCCAGGCCCAAUGGGCUUCAUUGGCCAGGAACUGGACGGUGGCUUCAGCAAAGAUAUGCAGAGGUAUGCUCUGGUUGCAAGAAUGAGGGACGGUUUGGGAUUCUUGGAUAUCAAUGGCGUGUGCUCCGCUUCAAUGACAAUACUCGGCAAAGUACUGCCAAAGUAUUGGCUGCUUACCGUGAAUCAGAGCCCGAGUCAAUUUUUCUCAUGCAGCAGGCGCAUUGCUUGGCUGUUCCUUAUUUGAAGAGUAUGAUAUCAGUUGGGUUGACCACUAUAGCAUCUUGUGGUUAUGAUCUUUUGAAUGCCAUACGAGGAAAACAAAUUUUAAAUAUUUUAUGCAUUGGUCAUGGUGGUGGAAGCUUACCUCUGUUUUUAGCAAGUAAAAUUCAAGGUGCCAAUGUAGACAUAGUUGAAAUCGACCCUCUUGUUAUCUCAGCUUCAAUUCAAGCCAUGGGCUUCCCAGCUUUCUCAGUUAUGACAGCAUCAGGAGACCGUUCGUCUGGCAGACCUAGAUUCAUUGACGACAUCAUGUGGAAAGGCAUCCACGAAAGACUUUUCCUCUAUGAAUUAGAUGCAGAAGAUUUCAUCAGCAACACAACCAAUCUAUACGACAUGGUCUUCAUCGAUGCUUAUGAUGGAGACGAUAUAUUCCCUCACAAACUAUGGGAUCCAAAUUCCACAUUUCUUGAAGCUCUCACCAAGCGGGUUCAUCCUAAACAUGGGACUGUGGUGGUGAAUCUUCACUCGGAUUCCGAUAUUGUGGAACCAGAUGGCUCUGUCCCAUCUGUUCUUGAACAUAUAUUGCCAAUGGGAAAGUACGUAUCUCAAAUAGGCCGAGCAUACAUGGAUGUUUUGGUGGGAGAUGAAAGUUACGAGAAGAAUUCUGGUUUGGGAUUCACAGUGGCGGUUCCAUGGGUUUGCAAUACAUCUCUAGUUGUGUGCAAAGGUCUCGAGAUGAAUUGUGAAUAUCUUAAUCGAGAUUCAGUAAUGAACACACUGAUAUCCAAAUCCCUUGAAGUAGAACGUCUUCUAAAGCUGCCAUUUUCAUGCUUGGAGUAUAUUAAGAGAGGUUUUGUACUUCUUGAUUAAUUUUUUAAUUGUUCAACCAUCAGCUUUGGUAGAAAUUGAUACAAAGUUAUUCAUUUA